Nematocida ausubeli is the source of this 1980-nucleotide messenger RNA. RefSeq lists its product as uncharacterized. Gene Ontology annotation, molecular function: ATP binding; RNA binding. The record is from RefSeq and is a predicted model, not a curated record. The transcript has a single exon. The coding region runs from base 1 to 1980 and encodes 659 amino acids. Lineage: Eukaryota; Fungi; Microsporidia. Gene Ontology annotation, cellular component: intracellular anatomical structure.
AUGAACAUGAGGCAGCUUCAAGGCCUGCUUGAAAAACAGCCACAAAGAAAACGAGUAAAUAAGUCCACGCGAAUACAUGACCUGCUGUACGGAACACUUCUAGACCAUGCCUGCGAAAACACUCUUCUAGUGCAGAAAGAGUAUAAAGAAUAUUUAAAACCUGUAAAGACCGCAAGACACACUAAAACACUGAAUAAGAGCCAGGAGAUAAUUAAAGAGUGGGAAGAGUCUCUAGUCCUUAAGGACAUAAUCGGUGCAUAUAAAGAGGAAAUCAUUAUGGCGCUCAGAGAAAGCAAGGCAGUUGUUAUAAAAGGAGGAACUGGAGCUGGAAAAACAACACAAAUCCCAAAGAUUCUGCUGGAAAUAACACCAGAAGACAAGAUCAUUGGGUGCACACAGCCAAGAAGAACAGCUGCAGUUUCUGUUGCAGAGAGAAUGCAGAAAGAAAUGAACAAAAAGGAAAUAGGAUACUCAGUUAGGUUUAAUGCAAAGAAAGGAGAAAGAAUAAAGUACAUGACUGAGGGCGUGCUUCUUCGAGAAAUAGUUCAGGACAGAGAGCUGAAAAGAUACUCUGUGAUAAUUCUGGAUGAAAUACAUGAAAGAACAAUUGAGUCUCUGAUUCUUCUUAAGUACUUGCUACUUCUGAUCCGCACCAGAACAGACUUAAAGCUUGUUUUAAUGAGCGCAACUUUAGAAGAAAGUGUUUUCCAAGAGAUAGGCCCCUUUCCUGUUGUGCAUAUCAAAAGCACACGCCAUUCUGUUGCAAUCCACUAUCUAAAAGAGCCUACGUCCGACUAUAUCAAAAGCAUUACUGAGAAAGUCCUUGAGCUGUCAAAUGAAUCUGUUGGCAUUCUUGUCUUUCUAACUGGUAUGGACGAUAUAAAAAUUGUAUACAACCUUUUGUUGGAGAAGAUUAAAGGAAUGAAGGUGGUCAUUCUGCAUGCAAAGCUUCCUAUUGCAGAACAGAUGGCAGCUGUGGAGAUGGAGGGGCCAAAAUGCAUUCUUUCCACAAAUAUAUCUGAAACAUCAAUCACGAUUCCAAGAAUAAAAUACGUCAUUGACUGUGGCAUGUACAAAAGCAUGGUCUAUGACUCUGUCAGGAAUGUAAAGGUCAUGAGAGUCAUUCCUGUCCAGAAGGUGCAGGCCAUUCAGAGAGCAGGCCGCACAGGAAGAACACUUAAUGGAGACUGCUUUAGAAUGUAUACGAAAGAAGCAUUUGAUUCGCUGCAUGAAACAGGAGUGAGUAAAAUUGAACUGGAAGACCUGGAGCAUUUCAUCUUUAUGUGCAUUCAGUUGAAUCUGCCAAUUGCACCACAUGAAAAUGUUCAGGCCGCCAUAUCUCGCAUGGAGAAACUGCAGGUCAUAAAGAACUUUAGACUAACUCCGCUGGGGCGAGAGGUUCAGAGACUUCCUCUCUCUGUGGUGCAUUCAGUAUUCCUCCUUGAAGCAUGUAAAAACAAAUGCGGCCAGGAAGCAGCAGUUAUUUUAGGAAUGCUUGAAGUCCUUUCUUCGCAAAAUGCCAAGCUGAAUGAGUUGUUUUCAGAGAAAGAAAUCCAGAGCAUGAAAAAUAGCGAUCAUCUAGCUCUCUUACACCUGUAUAAUAAAAUAAAAAGAAAAAACACUGUGGGUCUAAACCUGCAGAACGUGGACAAAAUAGUUAGCCAGCUAUGCAAGCUCAUGAAUAUUCCCAUUCACAAUAUGCAUGCCACCGAUUAUUCAGAUAUAGAUAGGCGUGUGCUUGAUUCACUGUUUUAUUCGCAUAGAUACAAUAUCUGCAUUAGGUCUGGGGAUCGAUACAGGGAAAUUCUAACCGGCGUUGAGUGCUUUAUUUCUCUUUCUUCCAUUGCAAAAGAUUCGUCUGAGCCUUUUGAUUAUAUUGUGUAUAAUGAGAUUGUAGAAAUUGGAAAGCCUGUUCUGAGCAUUGCAUCUAAACUUUCAUCUGAAAAAUUUAAAAGCCUUCAAGAGUUUUGCAUUGCAUGA